AUGCAUUGCAUCAUGGUGCAGGCAGGCACCCUGAACUGCAUUGGCUCAGGCCCAGACUGGGGGUGUGUUCCAGAGUGGGAAGAAGCUGCUUUCAGGGGUGAGAGAUGCUCACAGUCAGAGUCUUGCACCUUCCACUCAGAACUGCUGCUUGCACUCCUCUUACUGAGACUUGAGGGAAGGGAGGGAGACCUGCAUGUGCCCCACAGCCCUGCGCUGUGCUCAUGUGUAAAUAAAGAACCCCCCUGCCCCAUCUGCCCUGUUGUGCAGGGGGCUGGAUGGCAGGGCGGGGGCCGUGCGAAUCUCUCCUGCUCCCCGGGUUUUGUCCACCUCGAGUCCUGUCUUAAAGAUUACCUAUGCACCCCAGAGGAAAACGUUUACAAAAUAGACUUCACCAGGUUUAAAAUCCGGGACAUGGAAUCGGGCACAGUGUUGUUUGAAAUCACCAAGCCAGCAGCAUCAGAGCGUGAACACAAUGACAAGAAGGACAUUGACCCCAACGCGGGGCGCUUUGUGCGCUACCAGUUCACCCCAGCUUUCCUUCGCCUGCGCCAGGUGGGGGCCACGGUGGAAUUCACAGUAGGGGACAAACCCAUCAAUAACUUCCGCAUGAUUGAGAGGCAUUACUUCCGCGAUCAGCUGCUGAAGAGUUUUGACUUUGAGUUUGGGUUCUGCAUCCCCAGCAGUAAGAACACGUGUGAGCACAUCUAUGAAUUCCCACAGCUCUCGGAGGAUCUCAUUCGAGAGAUGAUCCUCCAUCCAUACGAGACACAGUCGGACAGUUUCUACUUCGUAGAUAACAAGCUGGUGAUGCACAACAAGGCAGAUUAUUCAUACAGUGGAGGACCUUGAGAGCGGGAUGGACAGCCAACCUGGGCUGGCCUUUGCUUUCCAAUUGAAGUCAUCAGGGACACCAACACCUUCGGUUCAGUUGCCUACAACGUCAGCUGGACACGGAUCCACAAACCAAGGACUCUGCCACAGUAGGAGUUUCAUGACCAAACUGGCCAGCCUCAUCUCUUUGAGCAGACCCAGAUCUUCAGAGCUCUGAGCGGUUCUACGCAAACUGUGGAUGCCACUUCCCUAUGUUCUUCAGGUGUCUGCUUUGAACAUGGCCUUGUGGGGCCUGUGGGAUUUUGCAGAUCUGUCUACUUCCCUCACGUAUCCUUUGGGACCCGCUGGUUUCAGAAAAAGCAAUUUGAGAAAUGCAAUGUGAGUGGAUGGAUGCGAGCGCAGAGUUUUGGUUGCUCGGCUCUUGUUGUGAAUGCUUCAAAAGCACGGCCAGUUUUAACCUGUACAUCCAGCUGAAAACCUUACAGAAUCAAGUUUCAUCUUUUGGAUUGUUGCUCUAAAUAAGCAUCUCAUCCCUUUGUUUUGCUCCUUCUGUAUAAUGGCUUUGAAAUCUUGGCAGCAAUGAAACAUGCCGUGAAGACCGCUAGUUUCAUCAGGUACUGUGCUGCAUUUCAGAUGGAAGAACAUAGUGUUGGGUGUCUACAAGCCCUCUAAACAUCCUCCAUUAAUUUCAGUUUCUGCAAACUGAAUCCAGAAUAGUCUGGCCAAAAAAAAACAAACAAAAAAGAAAAGGAUUUUAGCUUUAUUUAACACUUUUACAUAGCUACCAUUCAGCUUGUCCGUGCUACGUGUCAUACGUGUCUAUUUCUUUAAUCUGUGCUCAACACUAAGACAAGGGCUUCAGCAAUGCUCGUUAGAGCAACACUAAUUUGUCCAAGGCAGUCAGAAAGUGUGGAAUGUCUAAUCUCUCAUUUGUAUCUGAAUUUGAAGUGUGCUAUGUCAGCGUUUUCCCUUUGUUUUGCACUGGGUAUGAAUACAGGUGAAGCAGCAGCUCUAAUAAUGUCAGGCUUUAAGCCUUCUCUGUAAGAAGUUUAAGAACAACCUUGCACAAGUUUCUCAGGAUGCACUUCUUAGGAAGGUAAUAGUGCAAUGAAGUAGCAGUGUCAAUAGCAUAGUGCAUGCAAAACCAAACCUGAGAAGGUUGUGCAGGGUCAAAGCUUCCCUCCUUCAUUUUUCCCAAUUGCCUGUUGUCAUGAAACCCUUACUCUAAAGAUCAGUGAUAGUUUAAAAGAGGAAAAAAAGGCAGUUGCAGUCUGUAGAUAUUCCUAUAAAUACUUGAUGUCUCCAUGUCUGUUCCUGUGAGUUGAAGUGGAAUGUUCAAUGUUAGCCUCAGAUUCGUGUGAUUGUACUAAUUUUUAUAAAACACCAUUUCCAGUCGUGAUGAACCUCUCCUUGGUCGCAGCUGAAGUCAAACAGGAGAACUACGAGUGGUUGCAGAUGGGAUGUAAGAGCAGGGAGGCUGCGUGCUGUUACUGGGAGAUGGCUGUCAGCUGUGGGGACGUUUUGUAGCAUCACAGAACCGUUCAGGUUGGAAAGGAGCUCUCAGAUCCCCAAGUCCAACCCCAACCCACCCCACCAUGCCCACAUCCUCCAGUGCCACAUCCCCAUGGUUCUCCAGCACCUCCAGGGGUGGGGACUCCAUCACUUGAAGGAUUCCAUUUUCUAAAGAAAAUACAAUGAUUUUGGGUUACAGCUUUUUUUUUUUUUUAAGGUUGAUUGUUAAGAAAGUGUGUAGAAACCACUGUUCUGACACGGCUGCUAUCAAUCAGUAAUUCUUAUCACGAUGAGAUUUGUAUUUAUUGCUGCUUUUUGUUGGUAAUGUAUAAAACUCAACAUCUUGGCUACGGCUGUUUGAGGGUUGCAAAGCGUUUCCUCCGUAUUUGUAUUACGCUUUGAGCUACGGAUCAGCAAGUUUUAUAGCACAGUAAUGAUUAAAGUUGAGAACAGUUCCAAAAGUCUAUGUCCUCCCCACCCUUUUUUCCCUUCAUCUUUAUAUUCAGUGACAUCGUGCAGAUUUGAGCGUUGGUUUUGUUUCGACUCUGGAGUGAGCGAAUUGAAGACAGAAGAGCGUCUGUGAGUGGCACCCUGUGCAGUUGUAGGUGUUGCUUAUUUGUUUUAAUCACUCCUAUCUCUCAGCACUUUCCUGCUGUUCAUCAUAAUCACUUCUAGUGAUGGUGCUUGGCCAGAAUUGCCAGUCUUACCUUCCAAACAGCUCUGUUGUCUUCGUGUAUUCCUUUAUUUUGGUGCAGACUCUCAUCAGUCUUGGGUUAUCCAACCGAGCAUCUUUGUACGUUGACCAAUGUGCAAAGCGUUGUUUGCCGAGCUCUCUGAGUCGUGUUCUGGUCCCUUUUAAUGCUGCCUCCCUUUAUAGGAGUUCAAAAACGGAAGUAAUUUCAUGAAAAGAAUAAUGCUGUAAUCAGCUCAGUAGGUCCCUACAAGAAAAGAACAUGAAGUUGCAUUUUUCCCCGUAGUUCCCAACAGUUCUGUUGAAUGGACUUCCUGACAUCCCGCAUCAGGUGGUUCAACACAAGAGGACAAACUAUCCGUGCUGCUCUCUGUCCCCAGGUCUGCUUGCUGUUCUGCUAAUUGAGAUUGGAUGGCUCGUAAUUUCAGGCUAAUAGAAAAUUCAGUGUGAGUCACAUGGGAGAUGUUUUACUACAUGUGUUUUGUUUUCUAAUGAUAGGAGUGCUUUAAACCUGGAGAAAAGUGUGGGGCGUUUUCAAUAACAUCAAUUCCAACCUAUUGAACUUUCAGAGCAAGGUCUGUUCCCUUUUCAUUUCUUUCUAUUUUUAUUUUUUUUUUUUGAAGCCUCCACAAUUUCCUACAAAUAAAUUCCUAUUCCUAAGCCAAUGGAAACAACAGGACUUUCCUGUGGGAUAUGCAAUGGAGGUCCUUUUGUGUUUCCCAUUGCCACGGUUACCAUUAUGGCUCCGUUUCCCAUGCAAACAUGUUUGCAUUUAUUUAAAAUCUCCACUCACACUAUUUACAAACAUGGAAAAUAUUGACCAGGAGGGAGUUUCCUUUAUGCUGCUGCACAACCAGAUGGAAAUCUACGCUGUUGACUUGGGAUGCGCUGCUUUUGCCCACGAGCAGCACCAGAAUGAUGAUUUUAUUUUUCUCAUUUUCAAAAUGAUUUUAAUUAUUUAGCGCUGUUUGAAUGAACCAGAGUGGAAAAUUCUGGCUUUCUGAAUGAAAAAAAAACAAACAAGCCACAUCAAAAUCCAACCUAGAUUAUGUUAGCAGUGAGUCGUUGCCUCUCGCCAUGUGACGUCGACUAGAUGUGUACUGGUAGUGAAUUAACCUGAGGUGAAGAAGUGGGUGCUAAUAGUGUCCUUUUUAAAAAACAAUAGGGAAGUUAUAUCCCAAACUUUCUUAUUUUAUUUGAAAUUCACUUAAAUGUCAGAGUUUGCAAGGAAGAACAGUGGUAAAACGUUUGUGGUUCCCUGCAUGGUCCAAUAAUCCACAAACUUCAAAGGGAGAAAUAGAAUGAUUUAUUUUCAAGAACACACCAAGAAUAGUUUAAAUUUCAGGAGUUUUGUUCUCCUGUCAUUGAGCAAAGCCUAAAUUAUUACCAUCUAUGUAUAUAUAUGGUGAAGAUGUCCUUUAUAUCGUGACGUUUCUGAAUUAACUCCCCCUGAUGGGGAUUUAUCCCAUUCUUAAUGCAGAAAGUCUUUUCAGUUUUGGAAACUGUGUAAUGGCCAACAAAUGAAGAGCCAUCAGAACUGUGUGUGUUGUGACGGUCAUGAGAUGGGUUUACAUGCAUUGACUGGGUCAAUGGACCCAGUCCAUUGACUCUGGGGUAAGAAAAGCAGGGAGGGGGACAAGGACAGGAAAAAUGUUGAUGGCAGCUGAUUGGAGCCCAAAGUUUUGGUGGUGUUGCAGAUGUAAAUGCUUUUUCUCUGGCGUUUUGGAGUGGGCAAGGCAUUGGAAGUGGUGGAUGGUCCUUGAGGUCCCUUCCAUCCAUCCCAUGGUUAUGCCAGCAGCCCUUUUUUCUAUGCCCAGCACAGGUGUGAUGACUAUGGAGCACUGUUUAUACAAAUGUUCCCCUCCAUGAAAUCUCGUUGGCUGUUCAUCUCAUUUUCUAAGCACGGAACUGUAUCAGAAGAAUGUGAUGCUCACUUAAUCUGAUAUCACAGCCUGACUGAGGGUGGAAUUGUGUGUCUGUAUCUGUUCUGUAGUAACUGCCUGCCUAGAAUCACUGUGUUAAUGCCCACUGUGCUUUCUGCUCGCACCCCAAUGCUACACUGAGGAACCCUGUUUGAAUGUGACAUUGACUAUUUCUUUUUUUGCAUAGAGUCAGGAUUGUCUGUAUUAAAAUGUAUUUAUAUAAAAAAAUUAUAUAUAUCUAUAUAUUUUUUGUGGAAGGAGAGUAGGAUUCUAAUUAUUAUGCCAUUGAGAAAACAUUAGGAGCAUUUUUAUCCAGUUCAUUUAUAAUUCUUUGUACCUUCUGGGGCAGUGAGGAACCGGUUGGAAACGAAGGUAAAAAAGGAACAUUGGCAAUGAUUCCACUGUUGUGGCUUUGGUUUCCAUCUGCUUGACUUGUUUGCGGAUGGAUAAAGGGGGAGAACAAAGAUUGAGGCCACAAUUCAGUCUUCCUGUAGGAGGAGAGAACUGCGAUCUAACCUACGCAAGGACGGGGCAGGGAUGGACACUUGCUGACUUGAAUAUUGGCAGUUUAGACAUAAAUGUGCAUCUAGGCAAUAUGCUUCAAUUUCUUUCAUGACCGAAGGAAAAUGGUUCAACGUGUCGCUCUCCUUAGCAAGUGUUUCCUCUCCUGUAACAUCCAAAAUGUAAAAAAAAAAUAAAUUUAAAAUGAA
Lagopus leucura (white-tailed ptarmigan) is the source of this 5666-nucleotide messenger RNA. RefSeq names its product unc-119 lipid binding chaperone (gene UNC119). Gene Ontology annotation, molecular function: lipid binding. Bases 1 to 849 code for a protein of 282 amino acids. Gene Ontology annotation, cellular component: centrosome; spindle pole; spindle midzone. The record is from RefSeq and is a predicted model, not a curated record. Gene Ontology annotation, biological process: lipoprotein transport; positive regulation of protein tyrosine kinase activity; visual perception. The transcript is spliced from 5 exons. Lineage: Eukaryota; Metazoa; Chordata; Aves; Galliformes; Phasianidae.